Messenger RNA from Diospyros lotus (date-plum), 1560 nucleotides. RefSeq names its product receptor-like protein EIX1. Lineage: Eukaryota; Viridiplantae; Streptophyta; Magnoliopsida; Ericales; Ebenaceae. The transcript has a single exon. Gene Ontology annotation, molecular function: protein binding. The record is from RefSeq and is a predicted model, not a curated record. Bases 4 to 1560 code for a protein of 518 amino acids.
UAUAUGUUAUGCAUCACAACUGACAUUUACUUCAGUGUUUGCAACUCUUCCUUGCCUUGGGUGCCUAUGGGAAUGAAAAGGAGAUGCUGUCAACUACCGUCGUUCAUUCUCUUGUGUGCACUUGUGUUUCUUCAAACCUUCAGACUUGGCUUCUGCUAUGAGAGUUCUAAGGUGGCGGCAGGUUGCAUAGAAGCUGAGAAGAAAGCACUUCUCAAAUUCAAAGGUGGUCUCACGGACCCCUCGUUCCAGCUCUCUUCUUGGGUUGGAGACAAUUGUUGUGCAUGGAGGGGCGUGAUUUGCGACAACAGAACAGGGAACGUUGUGAAGCUGAAACUCCAAAAUCCAUUUCCAAGGAGUAUUGAUACUGAUGGAAUGGAUUAUGAAUUGGGAGGCGCGAUUAGUUCGUCUUUGCUGGACUUGAAGUACUUGAGGUAUUUGGACCUUAGCAAGAAUAACUUUGAAGGCAAACGAGUCCCAAAUUUCUUUGGAUCUUUCUCAAAGUUGAGGUAUCUCAAUCUCUCUAGAACGUCUUUUGGUGGGGCAAUCCCACAAAGUUUGGGAAACCUUUCUGGCUUGCUUUACCUAGAUCUCAGCAAUAACUUUAUAGAAUUAGAGGGCAAGGAUUUGAAUUGGGUAUCAAGUCUUUCCGAUUUGAGAUACCUAAAUUUGGGAGGUGUGGACUUGAGCAAUGUCUCAUCUCACUGGCUUCAAACUAUUAAUUUGCUUCCUUCCCUUGUAGAAAUACACUUGCCUCAAUGUCAGCUUCUUAACCUCCCGCCAUCUCUUCCAUCUAUUAACUUCACAGCCCUUUCAGUGCUCAAACUUUCAAGGAAUGGCUUCAACUCCACAAUACCUCACUGGUUAUUUAAUCUCAGCUCCCUAUCGCAACUUGACCUAAACUCCAACAAUCUCCAAGGUAGGCUUCCAGACACAUUUGAAGAACUUAUUUCCCUCCAAAAUCUUGAUCUCUCACAGUAUACUUACCUGGGAGGUGAGUUGCCGCCAAGUUUAGGAAAGCUUUGCAAUUUGCAGACAUUGAAGCUUUCCAUGAACAAUAUCAGUGGUGAGGUAACUGAACUCAUUAGCACGUUAUCAAGAUGCAAUAAAAGCAGGUUAGACACGUUGGACUUGGGAUAUAACACACUGACAGGAAGGCUCCCUAAUUCAUUAGGAUACUUAAAGAAGUUGAGGGACCUUCAACUGUGGAAGAACAUGUUUAGAGGUUCAAUUCCCAAUUCUAUUGGAAACUUGUCUUCCUUGCAGUACUUGUACCUCUCGGACAAUGAAAUGAGUGGUAGCAUCCCUGGUAAUCUUGGGCAGCUCUCAUCAAUGAUAGUGCUAGAUCUCUCAGAGAAUUCUUGGCAAGGUGUUAUAACUGAGACCCAUUUUGCAAAUCUCUCAAGCUUAAAAGAGUUGCAAAUGACAAAACAUUCACCAAAUAUUUCAGUGAUUUUCAAAAUUGAUCCUCGUUGGCUUCCACCUUUCCAACUUAGAUACAUCAACAUCAAAGCAUGCCAAUUGGGUCCCAAAUUUCCCACAUGGCUUGAAAAUCAAAAUUAG